UCACAGCUGUCACAUGGUGCGGUUAUUGAGGUUGAACGCCCUCUCGGCUGCGGUUCCGCGGGGAGGGACCGGGAGCCCCGGGACUGCGGCUGCUCCCCCCGGGCCCGCCCCGCGCCAUGGCGGCUGCGCUGCUCCGGGGGCGGCUCGGCAGUGCUCGGCUCCGGCUCCGCGCCCCGCUGCGCAGCUCCGGCAGCGCCGGCGAAGACCCAGACUCUGUGACUAAACAAGCUGAAGCAACUGUUGCUACAGACUGGAAAAAAUGCCUUACUCCAGAGCAAUUCUAUGUUACAAGAGAAAAAGGAACUGAACCGCCUUUUAGUGGGAUCUAUCUGAACAACAUGGAAUCAGGAAUAUACUCCUGCGUGUGCUGCAAUGCCCCGCUGUUCAGCUCAGAGAAGAAGUACAAUUCUGGGACUGGAUGGCCAUCGUUUUCUGAGGCUUAUGGUACUUGUGGCAAAGAUGAAAGUAACACCAAUAUCACGAGACGACCAGAUAACAUGUUGGGAUCAACUAGAACCGAAGUCGUCUGCAAGCAGUGUGAUGCUCAUCUAGGCCAUGUGUUUGAUGAUGGUCCUGCACCCUCUGGGCAGAGGUUCUGUAUCAACAGUGCUUCAUUAACUUUCAAACCAGGCUCCAGUCAGUGAGAAGUGGAUCUCUGUGGCUUACAGCCUCGCUGUUUGUACAACAGGCUUGGGAAAAACUCUCACACUUUUAAUAUAGAACUCAAAUUUAGUACUUAAGCCACAGCAGCUUUGCUUUCCGGCUGUUAUCAGUGUUGAUAAAAUGUGUAUUUUUGUAGUAACUCUUUGGCAGUCUGCCUUUUCAAGGUUAGUGUGCUGGAAGUGUUGAUCUGUUUAUGUUUUUAAUUUUAAAAAAAAAUCUGUGCAAUAGUUCACACUCGUAACUGUCAACAUUAACUGUAUUAAGGCUGCUGGAAUGAAGUGCUCUCCUGAACCUGACUUUGCCUAUGCUGAACAGCAGUUGUGGCACCCAGGAAUACAGAUGUACAUGGCUGAUCAUGCCAGAGCUUUUACUUCUGUAAAAUCAUCAUAUCCUUCUAAAGAGAAGCAAAAAUAAAAUUAAUCUCCAAAUAAUGUUUGAGGCGUUUUUUUUCUCCUUAUGUGAGAGACCUUUAGCCAAGCCAGUUGACUUUUCCAUGAACCCAUAAAAGCAAAGUCCAAGAGGAGGACCUAAUUAAAACUAUUCCAGGCAACUGAACCAGCAGGGACACCGAGUCUUUAUCCUUUUCAAUCGAUGGCUGAUUCUGUGCCAAAUAGCAGAGCUGAAGGAGGGUUUGCUCCAGGAACCUCCUUUUACAGAAAUAACAUCAUAAUAACAUAAUGAUCUGUGUAAUAUUUCCAGCCUUCUGUUAUGACUUGUGUAUUUCAGAAUCUGAAAAUAGAAAUUAAUGUGAAGUUUACUGUAUUUGGAGAAAAAAAUCAGCAUCAAAACCAACGUUCAUUAAAGUGAUGCUUUUGUUGAAAACAUACUUGUCUGUUCUUCCUUGUGCAAGUCUAAAUACUUCUGUAUUCUUCCAAGCAUUGUC
Messenger RNA from Cuculus canorus (common cuckoo), 1546 nucleotides. It is a transcript of the gene MSRB2, whose product is annotated as methionine sulfoxide reductase B2. Gene Ontology annotation, cellular component: cytoplasm. Gene Ontology annotation, biological process: protein repair; response to oxidative stress. Bases 117 to 644 code for a protein of 175 amino acids. Gene Ontology annotation, molecular function: peptide-methionine (R)-S-oxide reductase activity. The transcript is spliced from 5 exons. Lineage: Eukaryota; Metazoa; Chordata; Aves; Cuculiformes; Cuculidae. The record is from RefSeq and is a predicted model, not a curated record.